AUGAAAGCGUACUCUCUCGUCCUCCUGGCCGUCCCGGCACUGGCCGGCCGGCACAUUGCCCGCGACGCCAUCGAGACGAUUUGCACGCAGAACAACAUCAUCACGACCGACGACUUCAUCCUGUACAACAACCUCUGGGGCGAGGAGUACGCGACCUCCGGGUCGGAGUGCACCUACCUGGACUACGUCUCGGGUAACUCCAUCUCGUGGCAGACCUCGUGGACCUGGGCGGGCGGCGCCGACUACGUCAAGAGCUAUCCGAACGCUGUGUUGAACGUGGGCGCGAAGCAGCUCAGCUCGAUCACCAGCAUCCCGACCACCUGGAGUUGGAGCUACACCGGCACGGACCUUGUUGCCGACGUCUCGUUCGACGCCUUCUUCUCGGCGACCGACUCGACGACCGCCGCGCACGAGUACGAGGUCAUGGUCUGGCUGGGCGUGUACGGCGGCAUCGAGCCCAUCGGCAAUGCGGACGGGCCGAUCGCCAGCCCCACCAUCGGCGGCCAGGUGUGGGACCUGUACAAGGGACCGAACGACUGGACGGUGUUCAGCUUCGUGGCGCGUGAGAAUAUUGAGAAUUACUCGGGUGAUAUCAUGGAGUUUUUUACUUAUUUGAUUGAGAAUGAGGGCGUGGAUUCCAGUCUGUAUCUGCAGACGCUGGGAGCGGGGACGGAGCCGAAAACCGGGGAGGAUGCGUGGUUUACGGUUGCGCCGUACGAGAUUAGUAUCAAUGCUUAGGGGAUUACUGGGAGGUCCGGGGGGAACUCCCGAGACACCCAUGUUGAGGGAAUUGGGAUGGCGUUUGCCAUGAAGCUGAAAGAAAGGAGGGUCUCCGGGGAUUCUUCCUCGGGAUCCUGUAUCUGGAGUGAGUUGGCAUGAGUUUAUGUUAGAGAGUUAGAAUGUAGUUUACCAGGAAGCUGAAAGGAAGGGGGGUCUGGGGGUUCUCCCCCGGGAACGCCUUACUAAAGUGAUGCUAUAACU
Molecule: messenger RNA, 981 nt
Organism: Aspergillus saccharolyticus JOP 1030-1
Lineage: Eukaryota; Fungi; Ascomycota; Eurotiomycetes; Eurotiales; Aspergillaceae
Product: xyloglucan-specific endo-beta-1,4-glucanase A
Exons: 2
Coding region: 1-738 (245 amino acids)
Biological process (GO): polysaccharide catabolic process
Molecular function (GO): cellulase activity
Source: RefSeq, a predicted model, not a curated record